AUGACCAUGACGGACCGAACCGAGGAGUUCCAAGGCGCUGUCAGUGCCUUCCGUCCCACAGUCACGGUGGUCAACAACAGCGGAGAGGCAGCGGCAAUCAGGGCGCAGACCGACCUCGGGUAUAGAAAGACGUCGGAGUUUCUCCAGCUCGCUGCGAGCGUUGCAGUCGGCUUCGAGGGCACGUCCAGGCUGAUCGGGCGGCUGAAGAAGCUCGUCGGGCGCAAGGGUUUCAGCAACAACCCGGCGGCCGAGAUAAGCGACGUAAUGAAGCUCUUCGAGGGGGACAUGGCCGGCCUACAGAAAGACAUAUCGUCGCUGCAGAGGCACGCAGAUGGCGGCACCAGGGGGAGCCCGCCGGCCAACAGCCAGCGGCAGAUGCACUGCGCGUUUAUCGUGACGACGCUUCGGAGAAGCGCGCAGGAGCACACAAAGGCCUUUCGUGACGCGCUCUUGCUGCGAGCAGCGGUGGAGAAGCAGCAGAACGAACGCCAGCGAAAGUUCUCGCACUCCCGGGGCGUCGCCCCCGCGACCCAGCUGGAUUACCCUUUUUUCGGAAGCAGCGCCGGUGGCGCCGGGGGGGGGGCACGACGCCGCCGCCCGACGGCCAAUCUGCCGUCCCCCCCGUCGCCUGCCCCCGACGAAGACGACGAGGACAACAAGGGGCACAAACACGGGCCCCGAAGAGGCGGAAAGGCUGCGUCGGUGUUGCCGUUCCCUUCCGGCAAUGGAGGCACAAGGGGGGGGGGAGGUACAGGCGGCUCUUCCUGGCCUCAGAAAUCGGCGGUGCCCCCGCCGUGGUCGGCAGAGGGGGGGAGAAACAGCAACGGCAACAAUUUUUUGACGGGCGUUGGCAAAGGAGGGUACGACACCGUCGGAGCAAUGCCACGAGCAACAGAAACGGCAGCAGCAACAGCAGCAGCUGCAAGAACAGACAGCAAUGGAGGGUUCAGGGCGGGGCCUCAUACGGCGCCGCCCUUUGGGAGUGCCAACGGUUACGUACCAUCGGCUGCGGGGGGUGGCAGCGGGAGCGCGCAUGCAGCGGCUCCGCCAGGGUUUCCGGCUCCUCCGACCGAGGCGUCUAGAGGCGGUGGGCGCGCCACUGGGCUGCGGAAACGACCAGGGCGAGAGGACGGGGGUGAUGCGGAGGAGGAGUCCCGCCGAGCGGCGUGGCAAGUUCAGGUCCAAGAGGACUCCAAGACCAGAGUGGACGAAUCACACAAGGUGGAGAAGAUGAUCGGCGAUUUGGGGCAGAUGUUCAGCCGUUUCUCGACGAUGGUGGCGGCGCAGGAGGAGGUGGUUAUGCACAUCGAGGACGACGUCGAGGCCGCUCACGCCUUCGCCGAAGAGGGACAGGCGCACCUCGCCAAGUACUACCAGAUUACGAGCGGCAACCGGGGCAUCAUCAUCAAGGUGUUCAUCAUGUUGAUCGUUUGCAUCUGGGUCUUCCUGGGCCUUAUGAGAUGA
This is a messenger RNA of Ectocarpus siliculosus, 1464 nucleotides long. NCBI's taxonomy places the organism in Eukaryota, Phaeophyceae, Ectocarpales, Ectocarpaceae. The record is from the annotation of a GenBank genome assembly.